Ceutorhynchus assimilis (cabbage seed weevil) is the source of this 935-nucleotide messenger RNA. The record is from the annotation of a GenBank genome assembly. Lineage: Eukaryota; Metazoa; Arthropoda; Insecta; Coleoptera; Curculionidae.
CAAAAUUAAACUACACCCUGUAUAAAAAAAAUUCUAUAGAAUCCGAUACAAAUGUUUAUCAAUUUCCGUUCCUUUCCAAAACAAAAUUAAAAAUUAUUGCAUCGAACAGCAUUUUUGCAUUGACACGAUGUGACUUCUCGAAACUGACCCAAUUAGUCAAUUCAUUGCCGCUUAUUACGUUGCAUUAGUUGUUAAAUUGCAUCUAAUUAGUGUAUGUACGAGUACAACUUAGAACCAUGUAUAGGGUAAGUCCUAUGAAUAGAUUGGUGACCUAGUUUAUCAUGAUGGCUCUCGAGUACCGGGUGCUUUCAAUUCAAUUUGCUUGAUGAGAAAUACUCGAUUUUAAUGAAGAUAUGGUUCUUGUUAAGAGUUUUUGCGGACUCAAAGUUCCUUUUAUUCUAUAUCUUUGUGCACUUCCUUUAGUGACAAUUUCUUUAUCUUUGGAAAACAAAAGCGAUGAAAGUGACGCUCCUGAAUUAGACAUUGCUUCAGACAUUGCAGAAGAAUCUUUAGAAAUAGAAAAGAUAAGUCCCGAAGACACACCCUGCACCUGUGGCGUGUUUCUAAGCAGUCAAUUUAAAAAGGGCUCAAAAGACCAACCAAAGGGGAAUCCAGUGUUAACAGAGGAAAUUGACACCCCUUUUAUGAAUAACGCCUUCGGAAAUAAACAGUGUACGACCAAGUGUCUCGAGCUGAUUAUCAAACAUUUGCCAAAAAGCAGCGACAUAAUCUGUGGAAGCGUAGACAGGGAUGAAGUGCGCCGAGAGAAAGCCUUCCUUUUCGUCAAAAAUCACAGUGACAAAUGGCACCCUACAAGUUUCUCCGCUGGCAGAGAAUUUUGCUGCAAAGAUUACGCACCAGUGAAAUGUUCUGAAUGGCCAAAAUAACUUGAAAAUUUAUAAAACAUGACAAAUUCAGGCGGUGUUUUAUUUCUG